CAUUUUUCUAAUAGUCCACCAUUAGAAAAGUGAAAAUCACUUUUCUUAAAAUCAAAGUCUUGAUUUGAAAAAUUGUUCUAUAUUCAUGAGUGCUCAGGUAAGUUUCCACAUUUAAUUUACCUUCGUAAUAAUUUAACAUAAUAGAUCUUGUGAAGAUGAUGUUUUUUCUUUAAUCUUGCGGUUCUAUUCCAAUAGGUGAUAGAUGUUUAUAAUGGACAGACAUUCAAGUGGAUUUGGCUCUAUAGACAAACAGAGUCUAAACACUUCUACAACCCCAGAGACAUGGAUUCUGCUGAGAAAUCUAUAAUAAGGUCCUUUGAGUUGACAUUUCACAAGAAAAACAAGGACCUUGUCCUUAAUUCUUACUUGCCAUACAUCAUGGAAGAAGCAAUAUUGCAAAAACACAAAAACAAGACGAUCAAGAUUCAUACUGUGGGUUACGGAAAGAUGUUCUGUUUACAUAACAUGUGGAAGUCGGUAAAUUUUUAUCAUCCCGCCACUUUUGAGACAAUCGCGAUGGAAUCAGACCAGAAAGACAUGAUCUUGAAGGAUUUGGAGAAAUUCAUGACGAGGAAAGAGUAUUACAGGAAAGUAGGGAAGGCAUGGAAAAGAGGGUAUUUGUUGUUUGGUACUCCGGGGACUGGGAAAUCUAGUUUGAUAGCUGCAAUAGCGAAUUAUUUGAACUUCGAUAUAUAUGAUUUGGAGUUGACUGCAGUGACGAGGAAUUCAGAUUUAAGGAAGUUGUUGGUUGCCACAACCAAUAAGUCAAUUUUGGUGAUUGAGGACAUUGAUUGUACCAUUGACUUGAAAGCUAAUUUGGUUAAUCGAGCUAUGUAUGUUCGUUCAAAUGAUUUUCAUCAGUCAGAGAGCACGGUAAAUUAGUCUUUUA
Messenger RNA from Solanum stenotomum, 889 nucleotides. Its product is annotated as protein HYPER-SENSITIVITY-RELATED 4-like. Gene Ontology annotation, molecular function: ATP binding; ATP hydrolysis activity. Bases 283 to 882 code for a protein of 199 amino acids. The record is from RefSeq and is a predicted model, not a curated record. The transcript has a single exon. Lineage: Eukaryota; Viridiplantae; Streptophyta; Magnoliopsida; Solanales; Solanaceae.